AGAUAAAUUGCAACCCUCUUCAUAAACAAAUUCAUCUUCAUUUCUACAUACACAUCAACAUUGCAAAACCAUGGCAGCAAUCAAACCCUUCUCCAUCACAACAUUAUUGCUUAUGAUAUUCAUCACCAUGACCAUGAUUUCCCAAACAAGUUCGAAAAAAAGCAACCAAUCAAACCAAGUGUUCUACUUGCACGACGUUACCAACGGGCCUAACGCAACCGUUGCCCAAAUCGUCGGCAUCACCGGAAAAGUUUGGUCGUACAACACAUUUGGUACCUUUAUCAUGGUGGACGAUCCAAUAACCCUAACACCAAAUCAAUACGCAGUUCAAGUUGGAAGAGCUCAAGGAACUAUUUCAGUGGCAUCAAUGGACGGUUCAACUGUGAUUAUUGUUCUUUCAUUUGUGUUCAACAAUGUGCAAUAUAAUGGCAGUACUUUGGAGCUUCAAGGCGCGAGUCGUCAGCGCGAGAAUUCCAGAGAGAUUUCAGUGGUUUCCGGCACCGGAAGGUUCCGAUUUGUGAAGGGAUAUGCUGUCUUUGAAACUGUUUCCUAUGAUCCUACAACUACUCGCUCUCUUAUUCGUGUUAAUGUCACCAUAAAUUAGCUCCUAUUACUUGUUUAAUUUCCUAUGAAUUAAUGAUGCGUGGUUAAGAAAUAAUUAAUAUCAUGAUAUAAAGAUUUCGCCCUUGAUCUUUUGAGGCAGUUAAUCCUUGU
Arachis ipaensis is the source of this 714-nucleotide messenger RNA. Its product is annotated as dirigent protein 23-like. The record is from RefSeq and is a predicted model, not a curated record. Lineage: Eukaryota; Viridiplantae; Streptophyta; Magnoliopsida; Fabales; Fabaceae.